AGCCAGGCGCCGCUUGAUGACAUCACGGAGCCGGAAGUAGGCGCUAAGAUGGCGGAUCUGGCCCGGCAGCUCCAGGAGUAUGUGGCGCAAAGCAAGUCGGGUAAAAGCGGUUCGGUUCCCUCCGGAGCAGCCAGCCCCCCGGCCGGGGAGAGAGCCGAGCCCGCAUGGAAGGCAUGGAUAGGCCAACACGUCCCGACCCUCAGCGCUCUGGAGGCCGACCCCCUGCUGCCCGGGCUAUCCGGCUCCCAGAGACUGGCCGGGGCGGGCCUGUGUGUGGCUGUGGCCGCUCUGUGCUUCGGCCUGUCCGGUAUGUAUGUGCCCAUCCUGCUGCUCCGGGCCCGCAAGUUCGCCUUGCUCUGGUCCCUGGGCUCCGUGCUGGGCCUGGCCGCUGCCGCUCUCCUGCGGGGCCCCAGCCGCCUCCUGCGGGAACCCGAGCCCUGGAGCCUCAUGUACCUGGCCGCCCUGGGGGGCACUCUGUACUCCGCCCUGGGGAUCCGCAGCACCGGCCUCACUGUGCUUGGGGCAGCCGCUCAGAUCCUCACCGCGGCCGGGCUGCUCCUGGGCCUGAUCCCCGGCGGGGCCCUAGGGAGGCGCUAUAUCGGCAGCCUGUGCGGGAGCAUGAUGCGCAGGGGCGUGGCCAAGGCGCUGCCGGUGUGAUUGGAUUAGGCCCCGCCCAUGAGGAAACUGACAAUGAGGAACCAGUUGAUAAAGCCGGGGCCCCUGGACUAAUCAUGGGGUGUGGAGCAGGUUUCAGUGCAUUGCCCCUCCUGGGGCAGUAGGUUUGAUCUACCUGUGGGAUAUGGGCCCUGUCCCAGCGACUUCCCAGGGGACCCAAACGGUGGCGGUGGGCUCGGUUCCGAGCUGGGUUCCAGACUCUGGUGCUGAGAUCUCAAGGCCCGGCGUGGGUACAGCAAAUGGACUCCGUGGGACUAGUGAUUGUGGGGCUGAUAUUCUGCCCUGACUGGCGGAACCAAGUGCCUUCCCUGGCUGCCUGUCAGCCCCCUGCCCGCAGCGACUGGCACAGACUCAGGGCUAGCGGGUACUGCUUUAUGGCACAGUAGAUUGGAUAGUAAUAAAGGCGCAAUCUCUCA
Molecule: messenger RNA, 1091 nt
Organism: Xenopus tropicalis (tropical clawed frog)
Lineage: Eukaryota; Metazoa; Chordata; Amphibia; Anura; Pipidae
Gene: sft2d3
Product: SFT2 domain containing 3
Biological process (GO): vesicle-mediated transport
Cellular component (GO): membrane; cytoplasm; endomembrane system
Source: RefSeq, marked provisional